Messenger RNA from Pyricularia grisea, 645 nucleotides. RefSeq lists its product as uncharacterized. Bases 1 to 645 code for a protein of 214 amino acids. The record is from RefSeq and is a predicted model, not a curated record. The transcript has a single exon. Lineage: Eukaryota; Fungi; Ascomycota; Sordariomycetes; Magnaporthales; Pyriculariaceae.
AUGCAUUCCUCAUCCAUCCUCCUCCUCGCCACCGCCGCCCUGGCACCCUUUGUGGCCGGCACGGAGCUCAAGAUCAACUCGAAGGACAUCCCGUCCGCCUGCACCGAGACCUGCGCCGACAUCCAGGAGCUGAGCGAGUCUUGCUACAACAGCCGGGACAAGAACAACAGCGAAAAGAGCGAGGCCAACUGCGUGUGCACCAACACCGAGUUUGAGGUCGGGGCGUCGUCCGUCGCCUGCCAGCAGUGCUUCGCCUCGCAGAAGGCCACCAGCGCCCAGCGCGAGAACAUCGACAGGAUCGUCAAGACGUGCAACUUCUCCAACAGCACCCUGUCCAGGUCCGCCGGCAACAUGCCCACCAUGACGUUCAAGGGCCCUUGGGGGACCGGUCUGGUCCCUACCUGCAUGCCCGUCACCGUCACCGUCACCGUCACUGUGGGCGACAACUACACGGCUCCUUACAAGACCAGCACGGCUUCCUCAUCCACCAAAACCUCGCCGAGUUCCACCUGGCCCUCUGGCACCACUGGAACCACUGGAAACGCCACCAGGCCCGGCACGCCCCUCCCUACAGCCGGUGCCUCGUCCAUCAACCCUGGCUUCCAGCUUGCCGCUCUUGCUGCUUUCGUCUACAUGCUUGCAUGA